AUGAUGCUCUUUAUAAUUCUACUAUGGAUGCGGACGGGACAGGCUCAACUCGACACAACACCCGCAAUUACCAAUCCGUUCACUACCGUAACCAGCAUACCCUCCACUUUGGCAAUGACGACGGCUUUUGGGGUCACGGAUGCAGCUACCACCGGAGCUACAACCCCAACAACAACCCGUAUCCCUCUCACUGGAGCUGCUGGGUACCCAUAUCCGCCGGGGAGCAAGAAUCUCAGGAUCGGGUUUAUUGCAACCGAAACCUCAUCCCGCGACAUUGGAUUAUCGACCUGUGGUGGAGCGGUGCCGUUCGCGAUGGACUACAUCGUCGAAAAUCAGCUGCUGAAUGACUACACUUUUGAGUUCGUGGUGAACUACACGGACUGUGACGAGCAAUCCGCGGCCGGGAUUACUGUAGAGAUGAUCACCGACCAUGACGUCGAUGUGAUCAUCGGACCGCCUUCCAUCAUUCCAUCGGCCAUGCUCACCGCGUUCUACUCUAAAAUACAAAUCGCCUGGGGCUACUCCACAGCUGCGAGACUGACUGAUGUGGUGCGAUUUCCGACGCUGACCAGUGUUACUGCGAAUACGUUACAAAUGGGCUACGGCCUACUCGCCUUCAUGAACCUCUACGGCUGGGGCCAAUUUGGCAUCAUGUACGUCGACGACCCGAGCGGAUUCUGUGAUUCUUUACUUACUGACGUGGACACAGCAGCUUCCAACCUCGACACCAACUUCACGCUCACCUACCAGGUGAAGCUGGCCUCGAUCUCGUACUCGGAUCUGAAGGCCGGGUUGACGAAGAUGAAGGCGAAGGCUAGAAUCAUCGUCAUGUGCCUCGAAGGCGUCACGAAGCGUCAGAUGCUUCUGGCAGCUUAUGACAAUAAUAUGACUACUCCCGACUACGUCUACAUCAUGAUGACGAUGAGGGGAACAGGGUUCGGUGUCCAAGCCACAGCAAAUUACACGACUGAAGUCUUGGAAAAUGGAUUCACGCCAAUCUGGGUUGACGUCAGCAACCAGCCACCGGAUGGCCGAGACGAUCAAGCGAAACAAGCGGCGACCAGGCUCUUGGUGAUCGACACCGCCAGCCUGGUCGCCAUCGGGACAGACCCGUUAACGUUCAAGCAAGAAGUGUUUAGUAGGGUAAAGGAAUGGCCAUUCUUCUGCGACACUAUGCAAUGCCAGCUUUUGUAUAAUGUGACGGGAGCGGGCAACUUCAUCUCCUACCUCUACGACGCCUUUCUAUUUUAUGCGUAUGCUAUGAACGCGACCCUGGCUCAGGAUCCGGUUGGCGGGCUGAGGAAUUGGACCCUAUUCAAUGAGCUGAAACUCGGGGUCGAGUUUACCGGCUGGUCCGGCGUCGUGGCGAUGACCCAAAACGGAAGCCGAAUUCCGCGGUUCUUCGUCACCGGAAUAGACGGGACCGGGACUCCGGUCAAUUUCGUGAAUUUGACCUAUGCCUUUGAUGGGGAGUUGAUGGACGCUACUGUACUUUACGACGACGCUGCCACUUCAAUAUGGGCAACCAGAAAUGGGAUUCAACCUACUGAUGAGCCAACUUGCGGCUUUUCCGGAAAAGCCUGUCCAAUAUCCAUGUGGGCCCAAAGUGGCGGUUAUAUCAUCGCAGCCAUUGUAGUGGCUGUAUUACUUGUCAUAAUAUUGAUUUUAAUCGCCAUCUACGCAGUACGG
Mesorhabditis spiculigera is the source of this 1689-nucleotide messenger RNA. Lineage: Eukaryota; Metazoa; Nematoda; Chromadorea; Rhabditida; Rhabditidae. The record is from the annotation of a GenBank genome assembly.